This is a messenger RNA of Fundulus heteroclitus (mummichog), 4009 nucleotides long. RefSeq names its product GDP dissociation inhibitor 1 (gene gdi1). The record is from RefSeq and is a predicted model, not a curated record. The transcript is spliced from 11 exons. Bases 281 to 1624 code for a protein of 447 amino acids. Gene Ontology annotation, biological process: protein transport; small GTPase-mediated signal transduction; vesicle-mediated transport. Gene Ontology annotation, molecular function: Rab GDP-dissociation inhibitor activity. Gene Ontology annotation, cellular component: cytoplasm. NCBI's taxonomy places the organism in Eukaryota, Metazoa, Chordata, Actinopteri, Cyprinodontiformes, Fundulidae.
ACGCGGAGGGACAUUGCUCUGGAUCGCUCCACGAACAGGGCCAUCUUUGGUGUCUCCGCCGGUGACAGUGUGGGCUGUAUUCCCCAUUGAUCAUUAAUGCCCAAUGAUUAAUAAAUAACACUUAACGCUGAAGAGCCUUUUAAAGCAGUCACGCCUGAGAGAAACGAGAGGAAACGUUCUUUGCUUUUUUUUGGUGGACUCACUGGCAAUCUUUCCUUCAGCACCCCUUCAUUUCCCAAGGCAAAAAAAGAGGGCGAGACGGGAGAGGCGGUGAUACAACAUGGAUGAGGAAUAUGAUGUGAUCGUUUUGGGCACCGGACUCACAGAAUGCAUUCUGUCCGGGAUCAUGUCUGUGAAUGGGAAAAAGGUUCUGCACAUGGACAGGAACCCUUACUAUGGCGGGGAAAGCUCUUCCAUUACACCACUGGAAGAGCUGUACAAGCGCUUUAGUCUACCCGAUAGCCCACCCGAGUCAAUGGGCAGAGGAAGAGACUGGAACGUUGACCUUAUCCCCAAGUUUCUCAUGGCUAAUGGUCAGCUUGUGAAGAUGUUGCUAUACACAGAAGUGACACGGUACCUGGACUUCAAAGUGGUGGAAGGAAGCUUUGUUUACAAAGGAGGAAAGAUCUACAAGGUGCCGUCGACCGAGACGGAGGCGCUUGCUUCCAAUCUGAUGGGAAUGUUUGAGAAGAGAAGGUUUCGGAAGUUUUUGGUCUUUGUGGCCAAUUUCGACGAGAAUGACCCCAAGACCUUUGAGGGGGUCGACCCUAAAACCACCACCAUGAGGGACGUUUACAAGAAGUUUGACCUUGGCCAGGAUGUCAUCGACUUCACUGGCCACGCCCUGGCCCUCUACAGGACAGAUGACUAUCUUGACGUUCCCUGUUUGGAGACGAUCAAUCGUAUCAAACUGUACAGCGAAUCACUGGCGCGUUACGGAAAGAGCCCUUACCUCUACCCCCUGUAUGGUCUGGGAGAGCUGCCGCAGGGAUUUGCCAGGCUCAGCGCAAUCUAUGGGGGAACCUACAUGCUGAACAAGCCUGUGGAAGAGAUUGUAAUGGAGGGUGGCAAAGUGAUUGGAGUGAAGUCAGAAGGCGAGGUGGCUCGUUGCAAGCAGCUCAUCUGUGACCCCAGCUACAUCCCGGACCGUGUCCGUAAGGCGGGCCAGGUGAUCCGUGUCAUCUGCAUCCUGAGCCACCCCAUCAAGAACACCAACGACGCCAAUUCCUGCCAGAUCAUCAUCCCUCAGAAUCAGGUCAACCGCAACUCAGACAUCUACGUGUGCAUGAUCUCUUAUGCCCACAACGUGGCGGCCCAGGGGAAGUACAUAGCCAUCGUCAGCACCACAGUGGAGACCAGUGAGCCCGAGGCUGAGAUCGAGCCAGCCUUGGAGCUUCUGGAGCCCAUUGAUCAAAAGUUUGUGGCUAUUAGUGACCUUUAUGAGCCCACAGACGAUGGCACUGACAGCCAGGUCUUUGCCUCAAGGUCCUACGAUGCCACAACUCACUUCGAGACCACCUGCAACGACAUCAAGGACAUCUACAAACGCAUGACUGGGACCGACUUUGACUUUGAGAACAUGAAGCGCAAACAGAACGACGUCUUUGGGGAGGAUGAGCAGUGAGGGUGGUGUGAGGGCCUUCUGGCAGAGGGUGGGAGCAGAAAAAGAAGCGAAGGCGGAAAAGAGCUGAGAGACGGCUGAGGCCGCUCAGGACGGCCCGGUUUGGAGGAUUUUGGUGUGGGUGGGUGGGAGUGGUGGAAUAAGUGAGCUCUGCGUCUCCUCAGACAUCUGCCUCCAUUUCUUUUUGGUCUUUCUCCCUCUUUCCACUCUCAACGGAAUCCGUGAAAUGCUCACAAACAAACACACACAUGCUCUUCAGACACUCCCGUUUCUCUGUCACUGAAAAGCAGGGUUGAUUAGGUCUUUCUUUCAUUUGUGAAAUAAACAGUAUCGUCAUAACUUUAGCUUUGUCACUAGGGGUGAGUUUUUGACUUGUUGCAGAUUUUCAGAGCAUUUCAGUCUGUUUUUUCUCUGUCGUUCUCAUGUCAGGCUUUAGCCGUGUGGCAGGAUGGUGACGUUGACAGGUCUGGGCUGACCUUAAUGUCAAAUCCUCUUGUAGGGUCACCUCCGGUUGGAAUGCAUGCAUCUUUUACACAGUAGUUUUGUGCAUAGACUGAAUGGACACGGCGGUUUAAAGGCUGGACCGUUAACACGUACCGCUCCUGUCAACCCUGCUUUCCCCCCCCCCCCCCCCCCGGUCUUACUCCGUCUUUUACCUGCGUGACUUAAACAGACGCCGCUCCUUUUGGCAAAAACGUAAAUGUGAUCGACACAGGCAUAUAAAUGGGCUGUUCUGUCAACUGGUAUCGCUCACUUUUUGCAACGCUGUUGUGUUUUCAGUGCAAGCAGGCAAGGUAAUCAGUGGCUAUAACUGUCACCCCCCUUCAAUCCCUCUAUCUAAAAACAAAAAAACAACAAAAAAAAACAAACAAAACAAACACUUUACUUUGUCUCAGUUAUGUAAUGUCAGUUUUGAAACUGAAUAGUUUACUUUCUAACUUGUUAAAUUAUUAAAGAGUUUAUUUCUAUAUCAUGGGUGCACGUUUCACUGGCUGAAGUUAUGAAGUUUACAGAGCAGUGGUAAAAAAAACUGUGGUCUUCAAGUCAAACUAAAAAAAAAGAAAAAAAAAAGGGAAUUUGUGGGAAACAGAAACCAGGAGGCGGUUUGUGAAGUUUUGGGGCGUGGCUUCUGAAGUUGCAACAGGAAUCGAUUGGAACGUGGCAUGGAGGACGGAACGAACGUUGAGAAUGUUGUCGGGUUUUUUUUUUUGGCUUUUAAAGAUGAAGACUGAAAUUUCAGCUUUUGGUGAAACCACCCCAGCUUAUCUUGGUUGUUUGACCCCAUGUGUUUGACGUCGAUGUAAGUCGUUCCCCUUCUAGGUGUGAGGUGGAAGGAGAAGCUGGAUCCUCUCGUUAUUUGAGGACUUUGUAGCGUAGCUGAAGUAUGACGCCGCGGUUCCACGUGCUACCCCUUCAGAAUGAACCGAGAUGCUUUUGUUUAGCCUUAAUGGUUAGGGUUCGCCUCCGAUGCGCAGACCCUUUCUGACAAAUUGUCUGCUUUGUUUUAACUAACAACAUAGUUGCAGGUCGGUCUUGUGCCAAAAUUGGUGUUUCUGUCAUUGGCAAUGAUUAAAGUUCCCUGCAGCAGGGUGGGCAGAGCCGGCUGAAUACCGUGGAAGGGAAAUUGUUUUGUUUCAUAUCAAUUCUCAUGCAGCUGAAAAAGAAACCGGUUUCUGCUGUCAUUUACUACCAUUUGUCACCCACCACCAAACCUUUUUACAAACUCUAAGCUAAUCUCGUGUUUGUGUCUUAUCCUCACGAUCUAUUUAUUUGAAUUCUUGGUGAUGCGUCAUGGAAAGGUUUACGUCAAAUGCUGAAGAUGCUAUGCUGACCGAUUUUAAAACUGAUUGUUUUGUUGCUCUAAUUUGUUCAUUUGCCGUCUCGUAUGUCAUGUUUCUCCUUAUUUAGUGAUCAUUCCAUGAAUUCAUGUUACGCUAGCGUUGCUCGGACACACGUCUUGAUUGAAGGGAAACUCCACCUCAGCCUUGAGUUCACACUGUGCACCGUUGGGCAUAACGUGUGUGCUCAUCCUGGAAACCUUACCUGAAGAAAACUGGAAUAUUGUUUACCUGUUGUUCCCUCUCUCCCACACCUCUCCUUGCCAUACCUGUUUUGUUUUUUUUCUUUUUGAUUUACUGAGAAAACAAGCCUUGUGUGUGGUUGUGCUGUUUUUUAUUUGUUCAUCCGGUAUGGCCUUUGAAAACCACUAUCAACAACAUCCCUCGAAAUUGACAAAAGAAAUAGUCCAGGCUGAAUUGUAGAAAACUUACUGUCCUUGUUUGAUCACUAGUAUGUGAACAAUACCUAAUGUCUUGUGUAACAAAUAAAACCAAUUAAACUAUGAAAUGAAAUGAUAGAAAAAUAAAAAGCACAUGGCAAACCCAGAAA